This is a messenger RNA of Oreochromis aureus, 2790 nucleotides long. RefSeq names its product solute carrier family 38 member 8a (gene slc38a8a). The record is from RefSeq and is a predicted model, not a curated record. The transcript has 10 exons. NCBI's taxonomy places the organism in Eukaryota, Metazoa, Chordata, Actinopteri, Cichliformes, Cichlidae. Gene Ontology annotation, biological process: amino acid transmembrane transport. Bases 84 to 1421 code for a protein of 445 amino acids. Gene Ontology annotation, molecular function: amino acid transmembrane transporter activity.
CAGCAUCCAAGUGACCUGCUCUUGUUUGCAGUCUACGUGCGAGCACCGCAGUGUCGCGCUGUGAGUCUCCUGGCGGUCGGAGCAUGGAGGAAUUGGCCAGAGAGAGCAUCAGUCUUCUGGCUUCAGCCUCGGCCAAACCACCUCUGGACGCUGGGCCCCGGCUGGGCUCCGUGGGGGCCAUUUUCAUCAUGCUUAAAUCCGCUCUGGGCGCUGGGCUCCUCAACUUUCCUUGGGCCUUCGAGAGAGCCGGAGGAAUCCACAGCGCAGUCACCGUGGAGCUGGUUUCCCUGGUGUUCCUGAUUAGUGGCUUGAUUAUCUUGGGCUAUUCCUCGUCCAUUAGUGGUCAAUGCACCUACCAGGCGGUGGUGAAGAAGAUAUGUGGGCAUGCCAUUGGCCAGCUGUGUGAGAUCUGCUUUGUCUUCAACCUCUUCAUGAUCUCUGUGGCCUUUCUGGUCAUAGUGGAUGACCAGCUGGAAAAGUUGGGCGACUCCCUGUAUGAGCUGGUAACUAAUCUUCCGGAGUCAGAGAUGCCAGAACACUUCUACACGGACCGGCGCUUCGCUUUGGUGCUGCUCUGUUUCUUCCUCAUCCUGCCGUUAUCCAUCUCCAAAGAGAUCAGCAUUCAGAAAUACAUCAGUGUUCUGGGUACUUUGGCUGCGACCUACCUGACCACAGCCAUCAUCAUCAAAUACCAUACCAUGCCUUCUGUUCUGGUUCACAACAGCCCUCUCCACACCAAUGGGAUGAACUCCUUGGCCGCCAUGUUCAGUGUCAUCCCGACCAUCUGCUUUGGUUUUCAAUGUCACGAGGCAUCCAUCGCCAUCUACAGCAGCCUGGAGAACCAGCGGCUCUCUCACUGGGUCUUCAUCUCUGUGGUCUCCAUGAUCUUCUGCUUUGUCAUUUACUCCCUCACAGGAGUUUAUGGGUUCCUGACAUUUGGAAAGGACGUGAGGCCUGACAUUUUAAUGUCGUACACCAGCAGCGACGUCCUGAUGCUGAUCGCGAGGCUGCUGUUUGGCAUCUCUAUCAUCACCAUCUAUCCCAUCACCCUGCUGCUCGGCAGAUCAGUGAUCCAGGACCCGCUGCUGAGCUGGCGGCAGAGACGCAGUGGCGUGGUGACGGUAGACUGUGAAAGCCGCAGCCGCUACAUGCUAACAGUCCUGUGGAUAACCGCGACGCUGCUCAUUGCUGUGUUUGUACCAGACAUCAGCAAGGUCAUCAGUGUGAUCGGAGGGAUCAGCGCAUUUUUCAUCUUUAUCUUCCCAGGGCUCUGUUUGAUGUUUGCCAUGCAGUCAGAGCCGGUGUCCUGUAAGACCAGAGUCAUCUUCACGGUUUGGGGGGUGGUGACGCUCAUCUGUGGAUCCUUCAUAUUUGGCCAGAGCACCACCAUCGCUGUUAUGCAGCUCCUCGGAAAGAUCUGACUCUUCCAUGUUCCUUGAUGGUCCGAGUGUCUUUAGAAACAGACAGUGGGGAAUAAAUCUAAACUCGCCUAUCCCUGAAAUAACCGAUGGUGAGUUAUGGCUCUUUAACAAGACAUGGAGAUGACUCUGGAUCAGAGAAGCAGCCUUUCAAAACUUGCAGCUUAUGGUUUUUAUAGGACUGAACCCAGCAAUCCUGCCUCCCUCCUCAAAGUACAGGAUGUUACUUUCACUUGGGAUAAUUAUUCCUACUUGAUAUAUGAUUAUCUAUGUCUGUACCUCUUGCCUUGCUGACAUGAAAUCCUCAGGUAUUUUCUAUAGUUUGUGCUUACAGUCUUAUAACACACUGCCACUUUCGGUUUAAAGCCCUAAAUAAAGCUCUACACUUAGCUUUAUCUGUACAAAGCUUAGUAUAGAGCUUUAUCUUGAUAUUGUAGAAUCUUAUAAAAUCACACACAGCACCUUUUUCACAUUUUCUUGAAUAGAUUCUACUUUAAAUAAAGUAAAUAUAUUCUCAAUAGUGCAACAUAAAUAAUCAAGAGCCAUUAAAACUUAAAUAUUAUCAUGCAGGCCAAAUGGGAUGUGUUAAUGAGACAUGACCUUUUUUAAUGAUAAAUCUUUUCCAUCAUUUCUUGUUUGCCUGUUACUGCUGAUAUGUGGGUAGGCCUUUGGUGGAGCCAUAAAAGACUGCGACAACAGUAGCUUCAGGAGAGAUUCAGGAGAGAGGAUAGUUUUGUGUUUCUGUACGUGAAUAUUUGGUUUUUGUGUGUAAAAGGUCUUUUUUUUUAAUGUCUUAAAGAAAAAGCUACCUUUUGACAUUUGUAUUAAUUGUCAUGGUCCUGGGCCAUUUUGACCAGUGUUUUGAAUUUUCAUGCAUUUUUGAUCAGUCUGUUAUUUUUGAGUUCUCUUGUAUCUUACGGUUCCCAGGUUAUUCUGUUCAGUAUUGUUUAUUAGAUUUCCCCUCGUGUCUUUACCCCCUGCGUCUCCCUCUGUGUAUCUGUGAGUUCUUGUGCCUUGUUUCCCCUCAUGUUUUAUUCCAUGUUUCCCAGCCCGUCAUGUCUGUGCUCUCCCUCGUGCUCCCUCAGUCUCUCUCCCCCUCCCGUCUGCGUCUCUGUGCACUUCCUGUUUUACUUUGAUAGUCUCCCGUCAGUGUAGGUCAUGUUGUGUUUGGUCCUGCCUUGUCUAGUUAUGAUUAUUCGUGUUAGCUGCGUUACUUGUGUGCUCUCACGUCCCUCGUGUAUUUAUGUCUGCAUCUCCCUCAGUCCUUUGUCCUCCCUCUUGGCUGUGUUUCCUUGUGUGCCUCUCCGUAUUAGCUAUGAAUUUCCCAGUUUAGUUUUGAAUCGCCUUUUUCCCAUUCAGCGAAUAAAGCUGU